AACACUAGCGAUUCCCGGGGAUUCCUUUUUCCACGUGCUGCAACCGUCACGUGACUCUAUAAAAAAAGAUUAAAAACAACGUUUUGAAGACGUCAUAGAGACAGACGUUCGUGCGCGCGACCUGCUGGGUGUUAUGGAGGAGCCUCCUGGUUUCCGGUAGCCUAAGCGCGCAACGCGUGAGCUCGAGGCGGACGGCGCGCGCCACACAGCCUUCCAGCAUGGCCCCGAUGCUCCUGCAGAAGCUGUUCAACAAGAAAGCGACGGCCACCACCGGGGGCGCAAGAGCGUGCUCGACGGACGCGGAGAAUCGUUGGGCUUCUGCUGAGUUUGAUCUCGCACAAAUCCGAUUGAUUGUGUAUCAGGAUUGUGAAAGAAGGGGUCGCCAAGUACUCUUUGACUCCAAGGCUGUACGGAAGCUGGACCCAUCUGAACUGAAUGUCGAAGAGACGAAAGCCCCGCCCACCCGAAGCGGCGCGUGCCAGAUCGGCUGCAAAGCAAAGCAGAAAGAAACACCGCCUACUUACCAGUACUCAAGACCAUCCUCCGACGUGAAUAUGCUUGGGGAGAUGAUGUUCGGCUCCGUUGCCAUGAGCUACAAGGGGUCGACGCUGAAGAUUCACCAUAUCCGAUCACCUCCGCAGCUGAUGGUCAGUAAGGUUUUCUCGGCACGUUGUGGCAGCAGUAACGCAGGCAGCACCAGCACUCUCCAGGACAGCCUCGACUCGAUUAGCCAAACGUGCCCGAGUCACAGCGGCAGCAUGGCUCAUAGUAAUCCUGUGGACAUGCCAGGUCGUGGACACAGUGAAGACAGCGACAGUGGAAUCGCCCGUUCAGCAUCACUCAGCAGCCUCCUGGCCACGCCCCUCCCCUCCCCCGGUUCGUCCUACAGCAGCGGGUGUGCCAGCAGUUACCAACGGCGAUGGCUCCGUAGCCAAGCGACCAGCCUCCAGCAUGGCCUGAUCCCUCGCUGGAGCACAGAUGAGAUGUUCAGCCUGUCAGACGAGAGCUGCAGCUCAAACCCCGGGCUGAGCCGCAGGAAGAAGAUCGCGGUCAGCAUCAUCAUCAGCCUGCCGGAGAAAGAGGAGGAGAACCACGGCUUCCAGGAGUUCUUCUUCUCGCACUUCCCGCUGUUCGAGUCUCACAUGAAUAAACUCAAGACCGCCAUCGAGAGGGCGAUGAUUGUGUGUAGGAGAGUAGCAGAGCCUAGUCAGCGGGUGCAGGUGUAUUUGUGUCGGGUUAUGGAGGCACUGGGAGACUUCAGGAUGACCGUGUGGAACCUGUACAUGGCUCCGCGGAUCACCGAACCCAUCUGGCUGACCAUGGUAUCCCAGAGUGCCGAGCGGAACCAGUUGUGUCAGCGCUUCCUGAAGGAGAUGAGCCUGCUUAUGGAGCACGGGGCCAAGAACCAGUUCCUGUCUUCUCUGCUCACCGCUGUGCUCAUGUACCACCUCGCCUGGGUUCCCACGGUGAUGCCUAGCAACCACCCGCCAAUCAGAGCUGUUUACCAGAAACGCUCCUCCCACUCUGUGGACCUGCUGGCUAAGUGUCAUCCAUACAACCCACUGUGGGCUCAGCUAGGAGAUCUGUACGGUGCUUUGGGUUCUCCGGUGCGAGUGUGUCGCACCGUGGUUGUCGGACGCCGACGUGAACUGGUUCAGCGUGUCCUCUAUGUUCUCUCCUACUUCAUCCGCUGCUCUGACCUCCAGGAAAAUGCACUUCCUCAAGCACAAACGGACAGUCCGGCCAAUCCCUGCCCUUCUCAGACCACUAACUCCGCCCCCUGCUCCGAGAGGACCAACGAGAAACCACACGUCUGUGGGUCAGAGGCUGCAAAUUCCAGCCUUACACCGGAAAGGACCAGCGAGAAAACGCGAACAGCCGACGCCGAUUCUACCGACCCGACUUCCAGUUCAGAAGAAACCAUCAUAGAAGCAGGAGACUCUGAAUCGUCUGGCUCCUCCACUUUUUCUGAGACGGCCGACGAUAGGCCGGAACGUACUCAGGAAUGUUCUGGGGAGACGGGACUAGAGCACGUCUUGGCCAAUCCCAGCCCUCCUGUGCAUAGGGUGCAGUUCAUGAUCGGCAGCCCGAAGGAGGUGGUGAACGACAGACUGCGUCAAGAUAGGACUGGGCCGAGGUGUGGGCGGGGCUUACACAGGAAGAUGCCCAGUAGGCUUUUAACGGACAGCUUGGACAGUUCUGACGAGGAGGAAUCGUCACACAGGCAGACAUGCACAGGAAAUGAACUGCAGCAACAUGAACUACCACUCCCAAGCUGUGACAUGGAGAUCCGCCCCGACGUGAAUCAUUUCGGCCGCUCUCUGCUCGGAGGUUACAGUCCUCAGUACAUGCCUGACUUCGUCCUGCACGGCGUCACCUCAGAUCAGCGGCUCAAACAGUGCCUGAUGGCCGACCUGGAGCACACGGUACUGCACCCAGCGCUGGACGAGCCGGUCGCCGAGGCCGUGUGCAUCGUGGCGGACACGGACCGCCUCUGUGUUCAGGUGGCGACGACUCAGCGGCGCGUGUGCGAGCCGGGACAGAUAGGAAGAGACGUGAUGGUCUCCAACCUCGUACACACACUCCUGACGUCUGUGCUGCAGCUGCACGCGCUCAACAUGGCCGCAGACUUCUGUGUCAUGCACUUGGAGGACCGCUUGCAGGAGGUGUACUUCAAGAGCUGUUCUUUGGCAGAAUAUCUGAGAGGGCAGCGACGAGUCCAUGUGAAGGAACUGGGACUAGCGCUGGGGAUCGAGUCCAGCGAUCUUCCACUACUCGCGGCUGUCGCCAGCACACACUCACCCUACGUUGCCCAGAUCCUUCUGUGAACGGAGCUGCUUCACUACGCCGACCAAUCGGAGUGCGCUACCUGCCUACAGCUGACCAAUAAGGAGCUGAUCACCGUUAGUGUGGGUUCACUCUGACCAAGAUCAGACCAAUCAGGAUCACAUUAUUAGCCUAUAAAGAGAGAUUGGAUCGCAAGGUUUACAUCCUUUCUAGUCUCCAGACUGUGAGAGUGUGUGUGUGUGUGUGUGAGAGGAGUGCGUGUCAGCCUUGUUUCCUUGCCCAUGUGCACUGUUUCCGCAGAGCUGUUUAGUCUUAAAAGACCGGAACAGGUAAUGCUACUUAAGUCGUUGUAUAGUACAAGUGACGAAUUGAAGGAAAAACCUUUUUUUAGCAUUUAUUAUUAUUAUUAUUAUUAUUAUUAUUAUUAUUAUUAUUAAUAUUAAAUUUGAUGAAGUAGCACUGCUGGUUUGGGUCGUAUUCAGAAAAACGUUCCUCGCUAUUUUCUAACGUGGAGUAUUUUGGCGUACGAGUUUGUAAAGCGUAGCGGUUUCGGUCAGGGCGCGAUGCCGAGUCCUGCCUCGCUUGCUUUUAUUUUCACACCGCAACAUCAAUCUCCGCUGGGGGCAUGGGGGGGGGACAAAAAAACGCACGACUCUGUAAAUCAGUUGCGUGUUUGUUUACAGCAGUGUUCAUCAACCCCGUUUCUGUAGACCUGCUUCCUGACGACUCGGUUCCAGCCGUAAUCCUAUCCAGCAUCUGGCUAAUCGAGUAGACUGAUUAAGAUCAGCAAGGUGUGCUGGAGUAGGAAGGUCUCCAGAAACAGGUUGAUCGCUGGUUUACAGAAAUCAGAACUCACGUAAGAUGUUAGUAUUCGUUAUGGGAAACAGUUAGUACACGUCGGUUAUCUCGAGUACUUUUCAUCUCCUGUUUGUUUGUGUCGUGUUUAAUAUAUAUACCAUAUUGGGGUUUUUUGUUUUUCCAAUUUUGGGUUGUAUGGCUCCCUCUUGUGGUGGCAUUUAGGUUUACAGGAUUGUUCACAAAGACCAAGAGAGAUUUUGCUCCGAGUUUGUACUCUGAAGUCGAGGUUGAGAUUACUUGUAUUGUUUUUUGCACUAUUAGUGUCUUAUUUAUCUCCGCAUCAAGCUUAAACUGUAUAUAAGCCAUGAUUUAUAUACAGUUUAUGUCCUCAAGGUGUCUUUACAUAAUAAGCCACUAUUAACUGUGUGUGAGUGAGUGGGGAUGGGUCGAUAACGUCUAUCAGGUGCUACCAUGUUAUACACUGUGUAAAAGUAUGUUAAAACACAUACUCUUUUAUAUCGGAUCUACUUUACUAAUACCUUCUUCCUGCAGAGUAAGCCACAUCCAGCUCUAUUCAGGCUCGUACUCGCCUCCUUAAUUUUACUCCGUCUUACGUUUGUUAUUUCCUUAAUAUUCCAGAGACUGUCUGUUAUUUUUGUACACUAAAUUCUACCUCACGGUUGCUUUUAAAAGCAGUCCGGAUCUCAAGACAGGCCGGUCCGUUCUGGCCAGGGUCAAAGAUCUCCUCCUUUAGGCGGCGAGCAAGACUGAAGAAACGACGACCGAGGUUUGGGACGUUUCAUGUCCGUGUUUAUGGCGGCGUGCUUUUGAAUGAAACCAUUUCGAUCUUUUUAAGUUUGAUCCUUGUAUACGGAAUAAAGUUGAAUAAAUUUCUCAUGA
Ictalurus punctatus (channel catfish) is the source of this 4485-nucleotide messenger RNA. RefSeq names its product folliculin interacting protein 2 (gene fnip2). Bases 219 to 2828 code for a protein of 869 amino acids. The transcript is spliced from 17 exons. NCBI's taxonomy places the organism in Eukaryota, Metazoa, Chordata, Actinopteri, Siluriformes, Ictaluridae. Gene Ontology annotation, molecular function: protein-folding chaperone binding; ATPase inhibitor activity. Gene Ontology annotation, cellular component: cytoplasm. The record is from RefSeq and is a predicted model, not a curated record.